This is a messenger RNA of Parastagonospora nodorum SN15, 1425 nucleotides long. RefSeq lists its product as hypothetical. The record is from RefSeq and is a predicted model, not a curated record. The coding region runs from base 1 to 1425 and encodes 474 amino acids. The transcript is spliced from 4 exons. NCBI's taxonomy places the organism in Eukaryota, Fungi, Ascomycota, Dothideomycetes, Pleosporales, Phaeosphaeriaceae.
AUGUCCGACAAAGACACCACACUUGAGUCUGGGAGCGACACCAGCUCCGAGAGACGCGACUAUCCAGUAAAAUGGUACCGCUCAACUUUCUUCAACAUGACCAUUUUAGGUCUCUGCAACUUCAGCGCACCUGGUAUCUGGGGAGCUAUGAACUCCCUUGGUGCCGGAGGAGCGCAAUCGCCUCAUCUAGUUAAUGCAGGCAAUGCGCUCACGUUCUGUUUGAUGGUGGUGAGCUGUUACUUCAGCAGUGUGAUUGUGCAUUACGUUGGCAUCAAAGGCGCACUCAUGUUUGGCACAAUUGGAUACGCACCAUUUGCUGCAGCAUUGUACACGAACAACCGGUUCGGGACGGAGUGGUUCAUCUAUCUCGGCGCAUCACUUUGCGGCAUCUCAGCAGGCGUAUUCUGGAUGGCUGAAGCUGCUAUCGCAAUUGCGUAUCCCGAGCCGUGGAACAAAGGCAAAGCAUUAGGUUACUGGCUUACCUACCGUCUCGCGGGACAAAUUCUUGGUGGCGCAAUCAACUUGGGACUCAAUGCGGAUCGCGACCAAGCUGGCAAGGUUACGUACACCGUCUACCUGAUCUUCAUCGCCCUUCAGUGCAUUGGCCCCGUUGUGGGACUUUUCUUGAACAAGCCAGAGAAGGUGCAGCGCAAAGAUGGCAAGAAAGUUGAGCUGGCGAUUCUGGAGAAACCCUGGUUCGAACUCAAAGAGAUUGCACGACUGUUCUUCACAAAGAGGUUCUUGCUCAUUCUGCUUUGGAUCGGACAAGCCGUAUUUGCUGAAGCUGUUUUCUUCACCUACCUCGCAUUGUGGUUUUCCGUCCGCGCGCGCGCCCUCGGAUCCUUCCUCUCAGGCAUCAUCGCCGUGAUAUGCGGAAAUCUGCUCGGCAACUACCUCGAUCGCACUAGCAUUCCUCUCCGCACCCGCACCCGCAGUACGUUCUGGGUCCUUGUAGUCCUCCAGGGUGCCUGGUGGCUUUGGGCCACGAUCCUUGUCACGGAAUUCCAGUCCUCAAAGCCUACCUACGACUGGUCAUCUCCCAGCUUCGGUCGCGCUUUCGCAGUCUUCAUCUUCCUGACUGCCGGCUUUCAGAUGAACUAUCUCUUCCUGUACUUCAUUAUUGGCAAUUUGGCACUUAAUCAGCAGGAAGUCAUUCGCUAUGCUGCGCUGCUGAGAGGGAGUGAGAGCGCGUGGCAGGCGGUCAGCUAUGGCAUCACUAGCAUCACGGUCUUUGCGGAGGUCGGAGCUGUGUAUUGGAACUUUGCGCUUUGGGGUGUGGCGAUCUUUCCGGCGUGGUUGGUUCUGAAGGAGUUUGGAGGCGAGAAGCCGACUGCUAUUGAGCAAACUGCGCAUGGCAUUGUGAAGCCAACAGUCAAAGUUGAUGAAGUGGUUGCGGAGAGGGCAGAUAAGUCUGUGGCUAUCUGA